Molecule: messenger RNA, 1171 nt
Organism: Tribolium madens (black flour beetle)
Lineage: Eukaryota; Metazoa; Arthropoda; Insecta; Coleoptera; Tenebrionidae
Product: venom acid phosphatase Acph-1-like
Exons: 6
Coding region: 8-1132 (374 amino acids)
Biological process (GO): dephosphorylation
Molecular function (GO): phosphatase activity
Source: RefSeq, a predicted model, not a curated record
UUGUACCAUGAACAUUGUUCGAUUCAUCUUAUCUCUUGUAUUUUUUUCAGCUACAAGUUUAGCACAUUUUGCUGAACUUGCAGGGAAAAAAAAUGAGACUUUAGUGCUACUGCACGUGUUAUUUAGACACGGUAAUCGAACACCCGAUAAAGCAAGUCUAUUUCCCAAUGAUCGUUACACCGAAGAAACUUACGAACCGUUUGGUUACAGCCAACUGACCACUAAAGGGAAAAAGACUGAAUACAAUAUUGGCAAAUACUUGCGAAAAACAUAUGGAGACUUCAUUCCUGAGCAAUACAGCCCCGAUGUUGUUUAUGCCAUUUCCACUAAUGUGAAAAGAACUAAAAUGUCGCUGCAGUUGGUCCUUGCUUCGCUGUUUCCACCCCUUUGGGGAGAGACUCUUGAGUUUGGUUUACACUGGCAACCGGUUCCUUUCAAUAUCGAACAAGGAGGAAAUUUAAUCAGUGUAGCCCAAAGUUACUGCCCAAAUUACAUUACCGAAUAUUACAACUACGUUUUGUCAGACGAAGCACAAGAAAUUCUUGCCAAAUACAAGGACCUGUAUGCAAAACUUAGCAGAUAUUCUGGAAUGGAAGUUCUCACGCCCAAAGACGCUGCUAAUAUUUAUUUCACAUUCAAAUGUGAAGAAGAUUUUGGAUUGAAAUUACCAGAAUGGGCAUCAGAAGUUUAUUCCGAAAUUUUAGAAGACGCUGCAGCUGUUGACUACGAAAUUUCUACUGCUACCACUGAUCUUAAAAAAUUGUCUGCAGGAUUUUUGCUGAAAAAAAUUAUAAAAGAUAGUUUAGCAAAACAAAAUGGGACUUUACCGGAAAAAAGAAAAAUCUUUUUAUAUUCUGCACAUGAAUGGAACGUGGCUACCAUGUUGAGGACUUUGAAUGUAUUUUCAAGACACGUGCCCCCUUUCGGGGCUACUGUAAUCUUUGAGAUUCACCUCAUCGAUGGGAAAUAUGGUUUAAAGCUAUAUUAUCAAGAUUACAAGCAGACGGAUCCCAAACUCCUAGUAAUUCCUAGAUGUUCCAGUUUCUGUCCUCUUGAACAACUUAUCGAGAUUGUGGGUGAAAAUCUACCUACUGAAGGCGAUGAGUGCAGCACUACAGAAGAACUUAUGUAAAAUGUAAUAUCUGAUGUGCACAACAAAAUAUGAAUAAAA